Messenger RNA from Plasmodium inui San Antonio 1, 1932 nucleotides. RefSeq lists its product as hypothetical. The transcript is spliced from 2 exons. NCBI's taxonomy places the organism in Eukaryota, Apicomplexa, Aconoidasida, Haemosporida, Plasmodiidae. The record is from RefSeq and is a predicted model, not a curated record. Bases 1 to 1932 code for a protein of 643 amino acids.
AUGCUUUCGCUCUCCCUGCUCAUUUUGACAUUAACCUUUUUCGAAUAUAAGGAACUAUGUGAACCGUAUGGACCCGAAGAUGCAGUGGACGCAAAAAGAAGAACCCACCGAUGGCUAGCCGAAGUGCAGCAAAUGCACCCAGUAGACAGUGAGGAGUCUAAUGGAUUCUCUCCCAUUGAGUCAUCACCACCAGAGGGUUCAGAAGACUCAACGAAUGACAAAAAGAAAAAAGAAGAGGAACCCUCCUCUGCACUAAAAUAUGACAAGAAAAAAUUAGAAUCCCUAAGUAGGGCAGUAAAAUACACAAAAAAGCAAAGAGAAACGGAUGAUAGAUGCAAUAAAGGAUGGAAAAAAUGCAGCGUAGAAGAUAAUGUAGCCAUCAAGUACCCUAAGGAAAAGGGGAAGAGGGAAGAAGGAGCGUUCAAAAAAUGUACUCAGAAGGAGGAAGAGCGACUAGAAAAUAUACCCAUUAAAAAAAAAGGCAAAGAAAUAAACAAAACGUAUUGUUAUGUGGCACCAAAAAAUGGAAAAGCCAUAACACAAGAAUCCGUGGGAAAUUGUCUAAAACAAGAAAACGGGUUGAAGUAUCCAACCGUGAGAAGAGCCAUCAUCGAUGGUUACCCCAAAUAUACUGCUAUACCAGAGAAGCUAGUCGAGACCAGCGCUAAGGACACCUUCUAUUCUUUAAUCAAAGAUAAGCCGGAAAAAAUCCCUGAUAAUAAACACUACAUUAUUAAGGAUUACCAAGAUAAAGAAGGAGAAACCUACUUCAUCACCAAAGAGAAUGAGAAACAAAAAGAGCCCAACAGCUGCGUCAUUAGAGGAAAGAGAGAUAAGAAAUCCACAAAGGAAGAGGAACAGGCAUUACAACAGAAAGCCAAACAGGUCGAUACCGUCAUCACCCCUGUUUCGGCAGGAGGGGGAAAUACCUAUGGAGACUCCAACAUCGUCCAGCUAUCCUCAGAAGAGACGCAAAUACCUUCCCUACGGAGGGACGCCCUCCAAGUGGUGCCGCAGCAGGAGGAAGAAGAAGAGGAAGAAGAAGAGGAAGAAGAAGAGGAAGAAGAAGAGGAAGAAGAAGAGGAAGCCGUAGAGGAAGCCGUAGAGGAAGCCGUAGAGGAAGCCGUAGAGGAAGCCGUAGAGGAAGCCGUAGAGGAAGCCGUAGAGGAAACCGUAGAGGAAGCCGUAGAGGAAGCCGUAGAGGAAGCUGUACACGAAACCGUAGAGGAAGCCGUAGAGGAAACCGUAGAGGAAGCCGUAGAGGAACCCGUAGAGGAAGCUGUACAAGAAACCGUAGAGGAAGCCGUAGAGGAAGCCGUAGAGGAACCCGUAGAGGAAGCUGUACACGAAACCGUAGAGGAAGAUGUACACGAAACCGUAGAGGAAGCCGUAGAGGAAGCUGUACACGAAACCGUAGAGGAAGCCGUAGAGGAAGCUGUACACGAAACCGUAGAGGAAGCCGUAGAGGAAGAUGUACACGAAACCGUACAGGAAGCCGUAGAGGAAGCCGUAGAGGAAGCUGUACACGAAACCGUACAGGAAGCCGUAGAGGAAGCCGUAGAGGAAGCUGUACACGAAACCGUAGAGGAAGAUGUACACGAAACCGUACAGGAAGCUGUACACGAAACCGUAGAGGAAGAUGUACACGAAACCGUACAGGAAGCUGUACACGAAACCGUAGAAAAACCCGUCAAGGACUCACUGGUAAAACCAAAACCCCAAUACAAACCCAUACGCAAAGAUAUAGACUGGUCCAAAGUAGACGACAUGCCCAUAGAUGAAGAAAUCGGAAUGUACGAAAAAGAAAUGAAUUACUCCAUAAAGGAAAUCGAAGAAAUGGAUGAAUUUAAACCUGACUCGUAUAUCCUUGAAGACGUCCUGUACGACAUAGGUUGUGAAAUUUUGGAAGAAUUAGAAAAAGCCAAAAGCUGA